This is a messenger RNA of Westerdykella ornata, 1656 nucleotides long. RefSeq names its product hydroxymethylglutaryl-CoA lyase. The coding region runs from base 229 to 1374 and encodes 381 amino acids. The record is from RefSeq and is a predicted model, not a curated record. The transcript has 2 exons. NCBI's taxonomy places the organism in Eukaryota, Fungi, Ascomycota, Dothideomycetes, Pleosporales, Sporormiaceae. Gene Ontology annotation, biological process: L-leucine catabolic process; ketone body biosynthetic process. Gene Ontology annotation, molecular function: hydroxymethylglutaryl-CoA lyase activity.
AGGAAGUACAUCCAUCCCACUGUUCCUUGCCUGAAUAAUCUCCAAUGGUAAUGCUGCGGCGUUUGGGUUAAUGUUGUGCCAAGCUCUCCACACCAGCCCGAAGCAAGCCGCACCGCAACGCGAGGACCGCGGUACUUAGCUUGACACCCCACGACAGCAUCGAAGCUCCCACCACUCCAGCGUCAACACUCCUCACUACCCUAUCUCUCAUCGCAUUCUUCUCCGCCAAUGUCCUCCAAGUUCGUCUGUCUUCGCGCGGCGCGCCUUGCUGCCCGUCAUUCGUCCCGAAGGACCUACGCCACGGCAGCUAAUUCGAAGAGCGCCGACUAUAUCCGCAUUGUAGAGGUUGGACCGCGAGACGGGCUUCAGAAUGAAAAGCAAAGUAUACCGGUAGCAACGAAAAUCGAGCUGGUGCGGAGAUUGGCGGAGACAGGAUUGAGCACAAUAGAAGCUGGGUCCUUUGUGUCUCCGAAAUGGGUUCCUCAGAUGGCCAACUCAUCUGAAGUACUGGAAUACCUACUAAGAUCCCCUCCUGCAUCGUCCAGCCCCGUCACAUACCAAUUCCUCACCCCCAACGUAAAAGGCCUCGACGGCUUCCUCUCCGCCCUGCACUCCACACCCUCUACAUCCCAACAAACCCACCAUCCCACACCAUCACCUUCGCCCUCCUCCUCCUCCCCCUCCUCAAGCGCUGCCGAAACCUCCGCCUCUCCAACCACCCCCAAAAUCGAACUCUCCAUCUUCACCGCCGCCACCGAAACCUUCACCCAGAAAAACACAAACUGCUCCAUCGCCGAAUCCCUCGCGCGCUUCCAACCCCUCAUGGCGCGCGCCAAGGACCUCUCCAUUCCCGUCCGCGCCUACAUCUCCGUCGCCCUGGGCUGUCCCUACGAAGGCCCCAACGUCGAUCCCCACAAGGUCGCUUCGCUGGCCAUCAACUUGCUGGAGAUGGGCGCAGACGAGAUCUCCGUGGCGGACACGACGGGUAUGGGGACGGUGCCCAAAACGAGGGAGCUGCUGAAGACGUUGAAGGCGGCUGGCGUUGAGGAGAAGGACCUGGCGCUGCAUUUCCAUGAUACGUACGGUCAGGCGUUGGUGAAUACGGUCGCAGCGCUGGACCAUGGGAUCCGCACUUUUGAUGCUGCGGUUGGCGGGUUGGGAGGUUGUCCGUUUAGCCCUGGCGCGACGGGAAAUGUGGCGACGGAGGAUUUGGUGCAUUGUUUUCAUAGCCUGGGUGCGAAGACGGGUGUUGAUAUGGAGAAGUUGGCCAGUGUUGGGGAAUGGAUCUCCAAGGAGUUGGGGAGGCCGAAUGAGAGUCGGGCGGGGAAGGCGACGUUGGCGAAGUUGAAUAGAAAGGGUAAGAUGGCGACAUGAAGGCUUUGUAUAGAUAGUGAGCCUCCAAUCGGUACGUCAGGGAGACAGCAGCAUGUAUGCUUUGUUGGAAACCUUGGAACAUCUGAGAACAUCCUUCCGGGAUCAGCGCCUUCUGGCGUAAGACCCAUAUCAUAUAUUCGAGCUGGAAUACUCAUGGACAGUAGGAUCAUAUGUUUUCAUUCAUUCGAUAUGGUGUGUUCAUAACGUCCUUGUGCAAGCAGUCCAACCUUCCAUGAGAUUGGCCCCAGACCUAUAUAGACGGUAACAGCACCUAAAUAUGCG